Dimorphilus gyrociliatus is the source of this 448-nucleotide messenger RNA. The record is from the annotation of a GenBank genome assembly. NCBI's taxonomy places the organism in Eukaryota, Metazoa, Annelida, Polychaeta, Dinophilidae.
UAUGAUGUGUGAAUCUCUACAGGAAGAAUCUGGUUUAUACCCUGUUCGAUUGACCAAGAAUAAAAGGUGGGAAACUAGGCUAAAAAACUGUACUAUUAUGCAGUUCGAACCUCCAUCUAAUCUUAUAACUGGCGUGGGAAAACAGGAAACGGUUUUUGUCGCUAAUGGUCAAAUUCCAGGACCAACUAUUAUUGUUUACGAAGAUCAGCAGAUAGUUGUUAAAGUUAGAAAUCAACUUAUAGACUCAGCCGUUACGAUUCAUUGGCAUGGAAUUUACCAAAGAGGAACGCCUUUUAUGGAUGGUUCAUCAAGAAUUUCUCAUUGUCCUAUUUUACCUCAACAACAGUUUAGCUAUCGAUUCAUAGCAAGUCCUAAAGGAACGCAUUUUUGGCACGUUGAUUCACCUUCACUCAAAAUUACGUAUCAAGCAUUUUUAAAACAUAACUAG